CAGGGCCUCUGAGACACGGCCAGGAAGGCUGGCAGGCAGGAGGGCUGGGGCGAGCACUGGGGGCCAUGGAGGGGACAGCAGAGCCCGUAGUCUAUCAGAAGCUGUUGCUCUGGGAGCCAAGCUUGGAGUUGGAGGAGGAAGAAGAGGAGGAGGAAGAGGAGACAUCAGAGGAGCUGGUUCCCAACCCCUGGAGGCCCCAGGACUCUUCUGGGAACAAGGCCGGUGGGCUGCCCGGAACCUGGGCCCGUCUAGCGGCCGCCCUGCUGCUUCUGGCUGUGGGCAGCUCCCUGGCCGUGCUGCAGCUCCAGCAUCAAGGCAACCCCACAGGAAGCCUGGGCUCUGCGGCCCCUCCACCCAGUGGACACUCCCAUGGCCCUGGCGUUUACCACCAUGCUGCCAUCAUCAGCCCUACAGCCGCAUGCUCCCACCUAGGCCGAGAGCUGCUUGUUGCCGGGGGCAACAUCGUGGAUGCCGGCGUGGGAGCCGCUUUGUGCCUGGCGGUGGUGCAUCCUCAUGCCACGGGGCUAGGUGCCAUGUUUUGGGGCCUCUUCCACAAUAGCUCCUCAGGCAAUUCCACGGCCCUGACAUCAGGCCCAGCGCAGACCCUGGCCCCCGGACUGGCACUGCCCACGGCUCUGCCCACCUUGCACCUGCUGCACGCACACUUUGGCCGCCUGCCCUGGCCACGCCUGCUAGUGGGCCCCACCAUGCUGGCUCAGGAGGGCUUCCUGGUGGACACGCCCCUGGCAAGGGCUCUGGCAGCUCGGGGCACAGAAGGCCUCUGUCCACUGCUUUGCCAUCCUGAUGGGACCCCCCUGGGUGCUGGAGCCCGAGCCACCAACCCACAGCUGGCAGCUGUGCUUCACAGGGCAGCUCUCGCUCCCACCUCGGACCUUGCUGGAGAUGCACUACUGAGUCUGCUGGCGAGAGACCUGGGGGUGGAGGUGCCCUCGGCUGGGCCCAGGCCCAAGCUGGAACCAGCACAGCAGCUACCCAUAGCCCAGGGCAUCCUGUUCACCACCCCCAGUCCCUCAGCCGGCCCAGAGCUGCUGGCACUGCUGGAGGCAGCCCUACGGUCUGGGGCACCCAGCCCUGACCCCUGCCUACCAGUCCCACAAACUGCCGUGAGCCCAGAGAGCAGCACCCUGGCCACCGUGGACAGCAGCGGCUCUGUGCUCCUCCUCACCUCCUCGCUCAAUGGCUCCUUUGGUUCUGCGUAUCUGUCCCCGGGCACGGGGCUUCUGCUCAGCAACACGACUAAGUCUACCGCUACUGCCUGGGCCUGCCCCCUCAUCCUCCGGGGCAGCCUGGAUGACUCAGAGACCAAUGUGUUGGGGCUAGUGGCUUCAGGGACCCCUGAAAUGGCCAGAGCCAUGACUCACACCAUACUCAGCCAUCUGGCAGAGCCCCAGACCCAGGCCCAGCACCAGCACCAGGGCCAGCAAGAACCGACAGAGCAGCCCAGCACUUGUGGCCAAGGGACCCUGCUCCAGGUGGCAGCCUACGCAGAGCACGCCCAUGUCUCCAGUGUCCCCCAUGGCUGCUGCCCCUAUCAGGGGAUCUGACAGGAUGGGGGUGGGUCUGGCACAAGACAGGGUCAUCUGAAGCCUGGAGCAGAAACAGAGCAGACCCAGCAGCAUGGAGUGUCCCCAGCUCACACCUGUCAUCUCGAGCACUUUGGGUGGACAAUGCAGGAAGAUCCCUUGAGCCCAGGAAUUUGAAACCAGCCUAGACAGCAUCGCAAGAUCUCAUCUAUACCAAAAAGUUUUUAAAUCACCAAGUGCAGUGGCAGAUGCCUGUUGCCCCAGC
Molecule: messenger RNA, 1809 nt
Organism: Saimiri boliviensis boliviensis (Bolivian squirrel monkey)
Lineage: Eukaryota; Metazoa; Chordata; Mammalia; Primates; Cebidae
Gene: GGT6
Product: gamma-glutamyltransferase 6
Cellular component (GO): extracellular exosome
Source: RefSeq, a predicted model, not a curated record